GCCGCUGCGGCCGCCGCCGCAGCCUCCUCCGGGUCCCGGGUCUCCUCGUCCUCCUGCGGUGAUGAGCUGGGCCCCGUCGGGGGCUGCACCUGCCGUCUGCCCAUCACCCCGGGCCUCCCUGCGUGACCUCGGCCUCCUCGCGUGCCCGGCCCCCGCGGCGCGGGGCUCCCCCUGAGAGGGAGCGGCAGCGGCCUCUUCCGCCCCGAGUCCUCGCUCGGGGGCCGCGCGGGGAGAGCGCCCGGCCCCCUCCCCUCCCCCGUCCGCCGUCCUCAAUGUCUCCCCGGCGGGGAGGGGGCUGCCUGGGAGACGCGCUGAGCUGCCCCCCCCGGAGGCCCGUCGGCGGCAGCAGCAGCGCCCGGCCCGGCGCCCCGCAGCCUUCCCCGGCGGCGGCGGCGGCGGCCUGGAGGAGCCCUGCACCCGCCGCCGCCCCCGGAGCCUCGCAGCCGCCGCCGCCACCCGGCGCCCGAGGAGAGGGCGGCGGGCGCCCCCCGGGGAAGAUGAAGGCGGAGGGGGGCGACCACUCCAUGAUCAACCUGUCGGUGCAGCAGGUCCUGAGCCUCUGGGCCCACGGGACGGUGCUGAGGAACCUCACGGAGAUGUGGUACUGGAUCUUCCUGUGGGCUCUCUUCUCGUCCCUGUUUGUCCACGGUGCUGCGGGCGUGUUGAUGUUUGUGAUGCUGCAGAGACACAGGCAGGGGAGAGUGAUCUCCCUCAUCGCCGUCAGCGUCGGAUUUCUGGCUUCUGUCACCGGCGCGAUGAUUACUAGCGCAGCCGUCGCGGGCAUCUACCGAGUGGCAGGGAAGAACAUGGCCCCCCUGGAGGCGCUGGUGUGGGGCGUGGGACAGACUGUAUUGACAUUAAUCAUCUCCUUCUCAAGGAUCCUCGCCACACUCUGAGCUGUCGGUGGGAAUGUCUAACUUCACAGAAGGAAACAGAUGUACAGAUUCUCAGAACACGGCGUUGUGAAGGAGCGGGGAUGAAAUUGAGCAAGGAGAACGUGGAAGGAGCAGGUCGCUGCAGAAGGCCUUGAGCUGUGUGCGAAGAUCGCCCUCUGGUGUCCAAGUGAUUGCACUACCGCACCGCACCUUAACGUGCCUCCGUCCCAGGCCAGGCGCAUCCUGGAAGCCGUGAGCAGAAGCACCUUGUUCAGCUGCCAAUCAGGUUAACACUGGCGUUGACUCAUCGUUCUUUAACAGUGUUGUGUUGAGUUACAGGGACGUUUUGAGGAAUUGAUAUAUGUGCCAAACUCUUCUCUCUCUCUCUCUCUCUUUUUUUUUAAACAUUGAUCAUGUGACAAUUUGCAAGUGUAGAUGUAGAUGAGUGCUGUGAACCACAUUUGACAUGAAUUCAGGUAACGUAGUGAGAUUUUUCUUUCGUGAUGCUAAAUCCCGUGUGAGUGCUGAACACCAAAUCCUUUAGUAUGCGGCGAACUUUUUGGUUUUUAAUGUUGAACGUUUCUGGGAUUUAGGGCUUUAAUAUGUUUAGGCAUUAUUGUUAUUUAAUUUAUGUGGAAAAUAAUACUUAAUGGAAAACUAGCUAAACUCUUGUAAGGACUCAAAGUAGACCCAUAGGGUGCAUCUUCCCACUCACUUAAAUAACAAACACUCUUUUAAUAGUUUCCCUCCUACGUAACUAUUCUAUUGAUAUGAAUUCAAAAACUAUGGGUCACACACAUUGACUGUAGUUUGUGUGUCAUAAAAAUAUAAUUUGAAAAUUUUCUUAUAAACUUUGUAAGAAAAGAAGUCUGAAAUGCAUGUUGCAUUCUUUGACCCUUCUAAAGAAAGUUUUUGCCAUGUAUCUCAUGGAGAAAACAUCUUUAUAACUCGUAUCUCGGUGGGAUUAUAUUACUUGUUGCAUAUUAUCUUGAUUUUUGACAAAACAUAAAUGAUCUUGCAUUCUGGAGUAUUACCUAUAUUUAAAGAGUGGCCUAAAUUAGGCUGUGAAAACAAAGAGCCUCAUUUGUAGAUAAGUGACAAGUUAUAUAAGAAGAGUAAUAAACUAUCUUACAUUGGGCAUGUGGUAACAUAAUUUCGCUAAGUAAAAAUGGGGGAAUAUAAGUAAUUUAAAAAUUUGGCACUUAAUCUCAGCAUAUCAGUACAGUACUGAACAUAUAUUAGAGCCGUUCUGUCGUUCAGUUCUCGAUUUGCACUAUUAAGUUUCCUAGAAUCAGUGACGACAUUUAAUAGAAUGAAAAAGCCCUUAGUAAUACAACAUUUUAAGAGGUUUUGGCAAGAUGGAGUUGUUUUUAAGAGUGCAAGGAGUAAGGGGGAUAGAACCUGGUUGAAUUUGUCUCCAACUGAUUGUUUUAAAUUCCAGGUCCUCUGAUAAAUGUGCUAACUCAGAAACCCACUGCAGAAAAUGUGAAGUUAAGGGCAAUCCAAAAAACAAUCUGCAUACUCUAGCCUCACUGUUUUAUACCCCGAUUUGCUAAAAAGUACAUUUCUAUUAGGUCCCAUUCAAAUUUAAGACCCUCAUUACCUACACCACUUCUUUUCCACCGAAAAGAAGAAGAUCUUUCAAUAAGGAGGGGAUACUUUUACCAGUAUGGAAGCCAGUUUUGGGGGUUUACUAAUGCUGUGGCUUGGAAAUCUGUUUUUGUUUUUUUUUUUUUUUUUAAACCAAUAAGCAACUAUGCAUCCCUAGAGAUCUUUGAAGUAAACCUUAAAAUUGAUUCUUUUUAUUAUGUACAAGCCUAAAAAUUAUUUUCAUGUGUUAUUUAUGCUCCUGAUGUUUUCCCAAAUUAAAUUUAGGCAUAAAUUUUCCAAGUAAGUUUGAUUUCUCCUUUUCUUUCAGAUUUGAAUAGUGUUCUUCCUUUACUUUGGCUCUUCUGUUGGUCAUUUCAAGGGUUCAUAUUCUUUGAAAGGAGUUACCAAUCACAUGUUCACAUUGUUUCAGAUCGACGAUACGAAUAUUUCUUUGAACAUUUGGUUGUUUCAUGAUUUAAGAAAGUUACCUUGGUAAGGGAAUACGAGCACAUGGAUUAGAAUCCAAAAUUAGCCAGAAAAUAACGCAGACACAUUAAAUCCAUCCGUGUGUGGACCAAAGAGAUUCUAACUCCUGUUUUUAUUCUCGAAUGGAAGUAUAAUUAGGUGGUUCUUAAUUAGUCUGUGGAGUGUCCUGUAGCUCUCUCCAUCAAGUUGCUUUACAUUCUGAAUUGUGUCUGUGUGUGAGCUCUUAACCUUUCGAGGAAUUGCUGGUUUCUUUGCUGUUUUCAGUUCUUUCCAUUGGGAUUUUGUGCAGAUGUCACUCUCUUGAUAUUUUCAAAUGCAGUUGAAUCGUGUGAGUUGAAGAAAUUGUCUUAAUAGCUCUUUCUGUGCCGAGAUUUUUUUUUUUUUAAAUCAGUGGUUUUCCUACAGAGACAACAAAUGCUUAAUGUUAUAUAUCCACACACACAUAUAUAUAUCAUUAUAUACAUAUAUGUAAAGCUGCUACAUAUGAAUAUAGUCUAAGUGGAAAGCUUUUGUUCAGUGAACACUUUCCCGUUCUAGUAGAGAAUUUUAUAUAUUUGUUCAGUUGAGUGAUCUUUGAAAUAAGCAAGGAUGUUUGAGAUUUUUUAAUUUGGAGAAGUUUUUCUUGGGUUAUUAGUGCUGGAGACCCUUGUUUGUGAUAUGACAAGAAGCCCUUAUUGAUGUAUUUGGGUUACACCGUCUUAAAAUUUAUAUAUGAUUUAGCAGUAAACUUUCUUUGUGAUGAAUGCAGGAAGGAAGGGGGAAAUCUUUUAGAGUUUAUACUCCUUUAUUAAAAAAAAUAAUAAAAAGUUUACUAAAAUACUACUAAUGGUGAAAUCAGCUCCCCAAAGAAGAGAUCUAUGCCAACAUCUCCAAACUAAUUAUUACUUAACAUACUGGUUAGAACUGUCCAUAGAUCAGCAUCAAUCAGGGGGGCCCACUGAAGCUACAAAUAAUGCAGAACUUUUAAAUGAAGGCAGUGCAGGUGGCCCCAUGGGAGGACUCCACUGGUUGCCUAGAAUAAGGACAUUUCUAAAUGGUGGCUGUAUUCAAUGCCCACAGCUUAAUCACUCUUACUUUACAUCUUACUGUAUACUAAGCAGUCUUAGUCUGUUACCUGAGGUACUUUCUUAGUAUUUGCAACGUAUAUUUGCACAGCCCAAAAAAGCAUAAGGGUUUUGUUUGUUUGUACUUUAAGUGAGAAGUAAGGAAAUGAGCUGCCCCGUAUAUCACGCAUCUGUGAUAUAAGGAAUAGGGGUAAGUUAAAAUCAAAGAGUGUUGUUGAAAACACCUUUAAAGAAGGACUAAUUAAGACACAGAGGGCUCUGCCAUGUUGCUGUGCCCAUGCCGGCACUUCCACGCCAGCUAAUUCCGUCUGGUACGCAUGGCUCUGUGGCUUUCCAGGUUCCGUCCUGAGUAUUUCUAUAGUAAAUACAAGGAUGGGGGGGGGGUCCCUGCCCUUGAGUCCACCAAGAGCUAGCAAGGUAAUUGUAAACCCUAAAAAGUUGGGGAAUUUUACUUCCCGAUUCUGUUUGAGAGUUUAAGUCCUGGUCCCCCUUCCCCCUGCCCCCAGAUUCUGGUUUUCCCAGUUUAUCCACUGAAUGGACUUUCUGAAAGUGAGAUACCAUUGCUCUGACAGUGUGGACAGAAGGCUAGACUGUAGCCCACCGCCUCACCUCGAACCCAGGACCCGUCUCUCGUUGAAUGCACAGCCGUAACUAUUUGGCAGUAGGUGACCAAGGGAAUCAUUAGGAUGGUUUCAAUUACAUUUUUAACACCAACUGAAUAUGUUGUUUUGUAAAAUUCUUCUAUUUUCUUCCAUUUCCACAUGUUCCCCUACAUCUAUUUUAAGAAGGAAACUAAAAAAAAAAAGUCUCAUAAUCUUGCUUCCUUUACCUCCUCUCCAGCUCUUUAUUUUGAAAAUAAGCAGAUUCUGCAAGACCACUUCUGGGAGUUGGAGGGGGUGGAGAUGGCCAGGACGAGCAGGAUUAAAUUCGUUUGUUCAUCGCUAGUUCAACUAGAAAAAGGGUGAGAGUGGCCAGCUCUGGCACUCCCCCUCCUCGGCCCGGUCUUUGUCUUAUCCUGCUUUGCUUCCCUUGGAUCAUUCAGCCUACGUCCACUGAAUAUCUACCACAUGCGGCUUCACUGUCCUUGUUUCAGGGAUGGGACAGGGUGUCCUCCGUGUCCUCCCCUCCUCCGCCGCCCUGCGCCGCGGGCUUCAGGUGUCUGGUCAGUUCUGUAGGAAAUAGAUCUGGGCUUUGGUGCCUGCCGUGUCCCUCAUCCCACGGACCAAAGAUGCUUAUGCCCUACUUGUUUCUAACUGCAGAGGGUUCUGUUAUUUUUGAUUUAUGUCAGGUUAUAAUUCAUGAAGUCACAAGACAUGAAGGAUAUUUUCUGAAAUAUUCUCCAACUACUUCACUCUUCUAUUACCUUUUUUCCCCCUCUCCCGAACGUCUUAAUCAGAAUCUCUUCAGAGUCCUUACUUGUUGGUAAGAUGUGAAGAACAUAGAAGGUCACGAAGAAGUUCUAGUAGACCUAAGGGGCAGAGAAGUUGGACACCACCUGCUGGGUCGCUGUGUAAAUGGUGGUUGUUUUUAAUCGUCAGGGGUGAGAAUCUCAGUGCGGAAAAUUGGCUAGUGAUCCGAUCAGUUGGCUCAUAAUCUCUCUUAACUUGAGGGGAGACUUUUCAUGCAAAAGGACAUUAUUCGAUUAAAGAUGACAAGGUGUUUCAAACACGUGGUAGCAUUUUGUAGCAGGGGGCAGUUUGUCCUUUAGGCAGGAAGAAGCUGGAGGGGAAGCACCCCAAGUCAGGGCGAACACAGCUGCCCCCCGGUGGUAGGUCUGUAAACUACACUGUGUGAGGACGUCUGCUGUUUAUUUGAGAGACUCAAGGGAGCAUUCGCAAUCCGUGUGUGUGUGUGUGUGUGUGUGUGUGUGUGUGUGUUGAUAGGUUAGCUCUUCUCAUAGAACGAUCUCUGUUCAGUGUAGACAGUACAGUGUUUUUAAGGAGGCUGCUAAGGUUGUUAUCUAAAAAUAUAUUUACGAAUUUGUUUGGGGGAGUAGUACUUAGUAUGUUUCAGUAAAUGUGGAGGUUUACCAGUGAAUACUUGAUUAAAUCCAUGGAAACACCCACAUUUCUACAUGAGCUGAGCUCUGAACUGUAUCUCCUCCCCGGAGAUUAGAGGACUCCUCCUUACAUUCAUUGCGCAUACGUUGGACUUACAUAAUGACCCUUUGUCAAUUUCAAGAACGAAUUUUCCAGUUUCUUAAAAAUCUCCCCCUUCCUUCCAUACCAAUGUCAUAAGUUAAAGGUUAAACCCAAGUGCAGUUUGUUGAUAGACUCAGAAGCACUGUUUAGAAGAAAAGGUUCUUAACACCUUACAGUCAUGCAGUUAUAAUUUCACUGAAAAAUAAAUGUUCCAGGCAAGCCAAGAAAGCAUGAACCUCUUCCAUAUUUUUUGGAUGAUGUUCUGUGUCCUCUCAGUCUGGCCUCAAUGGUAAUGUGACUGUCCCCUCUUUGGGAAUCUAUUUAGGUACAGAACUGGAACUGGAAAGCAGUGUAACACGAAUAUAUAGAACGAGGCACCAUCAUCCAUAAUGACGAUAACUGUAACACUUUUUCUCCUAAUUACAUAUUGAAAAUUUCCAAAGUCCAUCUCUUGCUUUAGAGCCCUGUACGAAUGAAUGUUAACUUGACAGUACUACUGAUUAGGAGAAAUCUCUCUUGUUUUUAGACUUAAAUAUUUGCACAUCAUCACUAAGUAUCUUGGGGGAAGGAACGUUUUAAAGUUUCCUCCAUAGAGAGCGAAAUAGAGGCCCUUGUUUGAAAAGAAGUUAAAAAUGAUUUACUUUCAGUACUGGAUGAGUUGGUUGUUAAAUGUUGACCCUUUCUUGGUGUUUGUGAUAGCAGAUGCAUUUAUGUGGAGAAAUUUUUAGUUUCCACCCUCAAUACACACACACGUGAGCUGUACAUACUUUAGAUGAACAAAUAAAACUCCACAGUAUUUUCCAUUACAGUCCUAUAACUUACUAAAAUUUAUAGGAUUCUGCCAUGAAGUAUUAACCCCUGACUCUAGACAUUUGAGGACGAGGGGAUCCACUUCAAAUGAACCAACAACAAUGGCUUGAUUUAAAUAGCAACAAAAUAUAGUUUACCCGCUAGGUAUUAAAAAUUCACUUUCAAAUUGUGUUAACUCUCAGGUCACUGAUGAAUCAUUUAGUAAAACGCAGCAGUUUUUAAAAGCUAAAUGAUGCCUUAGUGCCUUGGAAGUUAAGAUACUUUUGCAGAGUGAAUUUGACGGGAUUCAGGACUGGCAUACUUGUUACUGGAGAUUUAGAAUUUAGGGAUGGUUUUAUUGAAUUCACUCCUUAUGGUGAAUAAAAAUCAGCCAUUUUGCCAUUGACUCCGACAAAUGACAACUACUUUCCUUACAUUUUCAUGAUGUGGUAUUUGUCUAUAAUUUUUUUUCUUUUUACAAGGAAGUUCGAAAUGGAGAAAAAUGUAGUCAAGACAAUGAAGUGUGGGAUUUUAAAAUUCAGUUUUGUCGUAAACUAGAAAUUCUAGCGUGGACAGUGUUAGUUUUAUAUCGUAGUAUUAAAGGGCAGAAACUUUAUGUAACCUUUAGGAAUAUGUUUACCAUCAGGGAUUUCUUUUUACUAUAGAAAAACUUAAUGUACUGUGAAGUUUAAAGACAGGAAGAAUAAAUGUUAGACGGGGUCACACACAAAAGCAAAGGCAUAUGUGAUGAACUACCCCAUAUUAUGUGAACACAAUCCCCUCCUUCUGUUAAGACUAUAAACUACACUGUAUGAGUAUGUGUACUGCAUGUUUACAUAAUAUAGUUUAAUUUUGAAGGAUUAUUUUAAAAACUAUGUUUAUGUAUAAUACCUAACGAGCUGUAAAUAUUGUAUACUAUUGAUUUUUAAUUUUAUAUAAGCGAUUUUUUUAUUUCCCAAUUCAUGUACAAACCUCAUUGUGUAUAUAGCCUGAUUUCCUGGAGAACACAAAUUUUGCAGUGAACUUUAUUUUAAUUGUGGUAAGCAUCAAGUUAGCCUUAGGGAUGUUGGUCUUUAUUUUAUUUUUCACCACUCAUUUUCUUCAAAGGGCAGCAAUAAACACAUGCAAGUUUUUUUUGACUCUAGAAAGUUGGUCUGCAAACACAAGAUCUAGGUUCCAAUUCAUUGCUUUAAAGAAAAGAUGCACAAUUACUAUCUAUUGUCUGAUCACAGGACCAUUUCUGAGGUCCGUGUGUCUCUCCUCUUUGUAAUUUACAGGGUGAACUCUUUACUGACACACACAGGACAACUGUUAAAAGCGAAUCCAGCACUUAAACAUCAUUACACAGAAUUUAUUGGAUUAAAAAUUUGUAAUAUACAGUAUUUUAAUAAAAUUUCUGUAUUCAAUUUCAUGCACUUAUAUAUAAAUAAACCUGUCUUUAAAAGCUU
Messenger RNA from Neogale vison (American mink), 8393 nucleotides. RefSeq names its product transmembrane protein 170B (gene TMEM170B). Bases 273 to 896 code for a protein of 207 amino acids. The transcript has 3 exons. NCBI's taxonomy places the organism in Eukaryota, Metazoa, Chordata, Mammalia, Carnivora, Mustelidae. Gene Ontology annotation, cellular component: plasma membrane. The record is from RefSeq and is a predicted model, not a curated record. Gene Ontology annotation, biological process: negative regulation of canonical Wnt signaling pathway.